Messenger RNA from Xylaria bambusicola, 1730 nucleotides. RefSeq names its product hydroxymethylglutaryl-coenzyme A synthase C terminal-domain-containing protein. The record is from RefSeq and is a predicted model, not a curated record. The transcript has 4 exons. Lineage: Eukaryota; Fungi; Ascomycota; Sordariomycetes; Xylariales; Xylariaceae. Gene Ontology annotation, molecular function: hydroxymethylglutaryl-CoA synthase activity. Gene Ontology annotation, biological process: ergosterol biosynthetic process; acetyl-CoA metabolic process. Bases 255 to 1619 code for a protein of 454 amino acids.
CCCGAUCCCACGUUCCUGAGCCGCCCCCCUGUUGCCCGUUGGCCGAGGAUUGUUGAUUUGCAAUUUGGCGGUGAAACUACUUCAAAAGGACCCUUCCUCGCCGUUGCUACGACCCGCUGUCUGCUCGAGUCUCUCUCCUGUUUCUUCCUCGUCUCCCGCUGUCCCUACACACAUCCCAAGUCGCCCCUCCUACCUUCCCUAGAACCCGCAAUCUGUUGAACGGCACGCCUCCGCCACAUAGGCUUUUGGACACAAUGGCUGCUCGCCCCCAGAACAUUGGCAUCAAGGCCAUUGAGCUCUACUUUCCCAGCCAGUAUGUUGAACAAUCUGAGCUCGAGAAGCAUGACGGUGUCAGCACCGGCAAGUACACAAUUGGUCUUGGUCAGACUAAGAUGACCUUCUGCGAUGACCGGGAAGACAUCUACUCAUUUGCCCUUACCGCCACCUCAAAGCUCCUUAAGAACUACAACAUCGACGCCAACUCGAUUGGUCGUGUCGAAGUCGGUACCGAGACCAUCCUCGACAAGUCCAAGUCCGUCAAGACUGUCCUGAUGCAGCUGUUUGGCGACAACACCAACCUAGAAGGUGUCGACACCAUCAAUGCCUGCUACGGUGGUACUAACGCUGUUUUCAACACCCUGAACUGGAUUGAGUCUUCAGCCUGGGAUGGACGUGACGCUAUUGUCGUUGCUGGUGACAUUGCCCUCUAUGCUAAGGGUAAUGCCCGCCCCACUGGUGGUGCUGGCUGCGUUGCCAUGCUCAUUGGCCCCAACGCCCCCAUUGCUUUCGAGCCUGGUCUACGAGGCACUUACAUGUCUCACGUAUACGAUUUCUACAAGCCCGAUCUCACAAGCGAGUACCCCUACGUGGAUGGUCACUACUCGGUCAACUGCUACACCGAGGCUCUCGAUGCCGCCUACCGCGACUACUGCAAGCGUGAGACCAAGUUGCAAAACGGCCACACCAACGGAGAGCUAGCCGAUGGCAAAACUCCCUUGGACCGCUUCGACUACAUGGCCUUCCACUCCCCUACCUGCAAGGUCGUCCAGAAGUCGUAUGCUCGCCUGCUAUACCACGACUACCUCGCCAACCCGGACCACCCCGCCUUUGCUGAGGUUCCUGGCGAUAUUCGGGACAUGGACUACCAGAAGUCUCUCUCAGACAAGGUUGUAGAAAAGAGUUUCAUGAACCUGACCAAGAAGCGCUAUGCUGAGCGUCUCUCACCUGCUAUCCAGGUGGCUACUAACUGCGGUAACAUGUACUGCGGUAGCGUCUGGAGUGGUCUAGCCAGCUUAAUCUCCCACGUUGACAGUGCAACUCUAGAGGGCAAGCGAAUUGCGCUUUUCAGCUAUGGUUCUGGUCUCGCUUCCAGUUUCAUGUCGCUACGCAUCAACGGCAGCACUGAGAAAAUAUCCAAAACCCUAGAUAUCCCCAACAGGCUAGCUGCUCGUCGGGCUGUACCCCCCACAACCUACGAGGCUUUCUGCGAGCUGCGCCACAACGCUCACCUGCAGAAGAACUUCGAGCCCAAGGGUGACGUGUCCACACUAGUCUCUGGUACAUACUACCUGGAGAAGGUUGACGACAUGUUCAAGCGAUACUACGCGAUUAAGGAAUAAAUUUACGACUAAUGAGGGACGAUCUUACUGGGAUUUUCCAUAGACCAGCAUCACAUCAUUGGGGCGGCUAACAGCUAGAAGAGCAUGUAACUCUUCAGGUCUUUAGAUGGU